CAUUAACAUUUGCUUCUGACUUUGCUAAUUUUGUUUUACUUAAUUUUUAGGCAAUUCACUGCUUUUAUUUUACCAUCUUAAUUUUUGGAGUGAUGCAUGAUUGUGGGUUUUGUGAGUGAGCUUUCAUGGACUGGUUAGUCUGCGAACACUGAACAGAGGGGGGGGGGGGUAGCAGUUUAAUUUGAAUGCGAUAUUUGUGAUUUUGAGCUUUAAUUUCUUGAAAUAAUUGGUACUUGACCUGCUUAAAAUUCUUUAAGGUUUUUUAUGAUAUUCUUUAUAUACAAUGGAGGCUGGAGAGUGGAUACCAACACAACACUUUUGUCAUAUCCUUCACAAAUCUCUAUAGAUCAAGAAUCACUUUCAAAGUUUUGUUUUGCUUUUCUUUUUUGGAGGGGAGGAGGGUGAUGAUUUCAAAGAUGCAUUUGGUGUGUAAUCGAAAAUUCAUUUUAUUUUCAUCUUCACACACCAAAAUAUAAAAUUUUGUUUUUUGCAUGAUACAAUUUUCCCAAUCGUCCAAAUUAAAGGAAUGGCUGAGAUGACACUUCAUUGCUUUGAAGUAUCACUUAUUAGCACAAUCUGAAGUGACAAGACAUAAAACUGAUGCUCACUGUGGGAAAUGGAAAAGUUGGUAUCUGCCACAAUCUUCAGCUUCUGAUCCUAGAAUAUUUCUAUGCUAGUUAUGUUGGCUAUUGUUGAUGGUCAAUGACUGGUUAGAAAAAAUUCCUCGUUAUUUCACUUUUCUUUCAUUCACAAUAACUUAUUUUGUAUGUUCCCUGUUUGGUGUGGUCAUUUUCUCCCAUCAAGAGGCAUACUAGUUUCACUUUGCUGGAGUUCAAUUGGAAGAACACUGGUUUUAUGAAUAUGUUUAAUUUAUUGGUUGAAUCUGUAACUUCUAAAUAUAGUAGUUUGCCAGAAGGCUUACUGGAAUAGUUUCACAUUUUAGAAUGCAAUGAUUGGAAACAUAAGACUAACAGUUCAUUUUCUGAACAGAAUCUCUCAACAUGAUCUAUAAUACCAUAUAAUUGUUCAUUUAUUUCUACCAUAACUUUUAGAACAGUUUAGUUGUCACUUUUAUGUGCAUGGUUUGUUAACAUUUUACUAACUUUUUGUUUGUCCAGGAACUUAUAUAGGAUUUGAUGAUUUGUUAUGGACAUUGUUUCUGUUCUUUGAAAAUUUUUGUGUUGCCUACAAACAAUUUACUCUGACAAAAAUGGUUGCCUUAGUUCUAUACGUUCUUUGUAGAUGUCACUAUUUUAACUUUAUGAUCAGUUCUAUUUGACAGAUCACAGAUAUCCUUGAAAGUUGGCAAAAGCAAGGUCUAAUGGUAUUGUUUUUUAGUUAUUAAGCUAGAAGCAAUUCCGAAAUUGGAAAUUGCAAGCAUCACUCCUGGAGGCAACAUGUGCGACAAAGUUUUUGAAUCUCAUUCUUCAGUUGCAGACAAUGAUAUGAAUAUAAAUGUGGAGAACAAAAGUGUCCCAUCUAUCAGGGCUACCAUUGCUUCUACUCGAAAGGCUUCAGUGUUGCCUACCAACGAUGUACAUGAGCUGCUGGUCUGCCCUGUUUGCACAAGCUCAAUGUACCCUCCCAUUCACCAGUGUCCAAAUGGCCAUACUCUAUGUUCAAAGUGCAAGGUUAGAGUGCAGAACUGUUGCCCGAUAUGUCGCCAUGAACUCGGUAACAUAAGGUGCUUGGCUUUGGAGAAGGUGGCAGAGUCCUUGGAACUUCCCUGCAAAUUCAAUGGUUUGGGCUGUCGUGAUAUACUUCCAUACUACAGCAAGCUCAAACAUGAACUAUACUGCCGAUUUCGACCAUACAACUGUCCCUGUGCUGGAUCUGAAUGUUCUGUUGCUGGGGACAUCCCAACCCUUGUUGCACAUCUCAAGGAUGAUCACAAGGUUGACACGCACGAUGGAUGCACCUUCAACCAUCGAUAUGUCAAAUCAAAUCCGCAGGAAGUUGAAAAUGCUACAUGGAUGUUGACUGUAUUCAAUUGUUUUGGUCGACAGUUCUGCCUGCACUUCGAGGCUUUCCUAUUGGGAAUGGCACCAGUAUAUAUGGCCUUCCUUCGGUUCUUGGGUGAUGAAGAUGAGGCAAAGAAAUUCAAUUACAGUCUGGAAGUUGGUGGGAAUGGCCGAAAGUUGACGUGGCAAGGGAUUCCAAGAAGCAUUCGUGACAGCCACAGGAAAGUUCGUGACAGUCAGGAUGGACUGAUCAUUCAGAGGAACUUGGCACUCUACUUUUCUGGUGGUGAUAGGCAGGAGUUGAAGUUAAGAGUGACCGGUCGUAUCUGGAAAUAGCACUGACAUACAGCUCCACCUAUUUAAGAAUUCAUGUACAAAAAGAAGAUUACAUGAGUCAUACUGGGUUGGUGGAUAAUCCAUACGAGGAAUUCAACAGAAAUGUUUCUGUAAAUGGGGUAGACUUGGAGCAACUUUUAGGUGGUCAGUUUCUGUUUCAUACAACCACGUCAAUCUGUUGAGUUGGAUGGGUAAGAUAUACAACAUGCUUUAGGAGCAAAUUAAUGUAAAAAUGUUUUUCUAGAAGCCCUGGCAUCGAAAACCUGUGAAAUAGGGGGGAUGAAAAUAAACAUUUUCUGACAUGUGACUGUAAUGUCAAAGAAUCUGAGGUUAGCAUUUCUGUAUGUUAAACAUAAGGUUCAAAUACCAUGGUGCCCAUAUGUGGAUCUUUCUUGUCA
Macadamia integrifolia is the source of this 2695-nucleotide messenger RNA. Its product is annotated as E3 ubiquitin-protein ligase SINAT2-like. Gene Ontology annotation, biological process: ubiquitin-dependent protein catabolic process; multicellular organism development. NCBI's taxonomy places the organism in Eukaryota, Viridiplantae, Streptophyta, Magnoliopsida, Proteales, Proteaceae. The record is from RefSeq and is a predicted model, not a curated record. Bases 1398 to 2297 code for a protein of 299 amino acids. Gene Ontology annotation, cellular component: cytoplasm. The transcript is spliced from 3 exons. Gene Ontology annotation, molecular function: ubiquitin protein ligase activity; zinc ion binding; protein binding.